Molecule: messenger RNA, 1238 nt
Organism: Vombatus ursinus (common wombat)
Lineage: Eukaryota; Metazoa; Chordata; Mammalia; Diprotodontia; Vombatidae
Gene: THRSP
Product: thyroid hormone responsive
Exons: 2
Coding region: 16-435 (139 amino acids)
Biological process (GO): regulation of lipid biosynthetic process
Cellular component (GO): cytosol
Source: RefSeq, a predicted model, not a curated record
UUGGAAGAACCAGCAAUGCAGGUCCUGAAUAAAUCCUAUCCCAGAAACUGCCUGCUCACUGUUAUGGACAGGUAUUCAGCCACCGUGAGGAACAUGGAGCAGGUGGUCAUGAUUCCCAGCCUCCUGAGGGACAUGGUCCUAGAAGACCCCACAAAUGAGACAGGUAUCCACGAUCUCUACAGCUCCUAUACCAUGCUCAAGUCCAUCCGAGUGGAUGUGGACAAUGGGCUUCUGCCCAAGGAAGAGUGGAAGGCCAAGAUCACUGACUCAGAUGAGGAGGAAGAGGAAGAUGAAGAGAAGAGAGGGGAGGAGCUGGACCUGGAAGCUCAGUUUCAUCUUCACUUCUCCAGUCUCCAUCACAUCCUCACCCAUUUGACCCUGAAGGCCAAUGAAGUGACAAAGAAAUACGAAGAAAUAACUGGACUGACGUUGUAGAUCCCAGUAUCCUGCUCUCUGUUAGACUUCUCCACAACUUGUUUGGCUGAAGACAGCAGCCCCAGGCAUGAACAAUAAAAGGCUCACGGGCACUGUGCCAGGACGCUUGCUGGGGGCUGCAGAGAAGACUACUCGGUCAAGUGUGCUGCUUCCCUGGCUACCCAUCUGGGACAUUCCUCACUACCAUAUCUGCCAGGAACCAGAAGAUCCUUGUCAACACUUUUGAAGACCAACUCCAAGCCUGACUCCCCCGGGUCAAGUUAGUGGGGUUGGUGGGGGGUUUGCAGGGGACAGGAAGAGACCCUUUCAUCUUUAUUUUGCCUGAAGCUGCUUUUUCUCCCAUCCUACUUAUGUCCUCUAGCUUUUGCCUCUCAUGUACUUCCUGAUGGUGACUACCUUGAGGUUAAAAGUGGUAGGAUUUCCUUAAGGUAAAGAGUCAGGAGAGCCUGCCAGCCCCACUCCCGCCUCCCCCCUCCCAGAACCACCGAUGAUCUGUAUUAAAGAGUUUAUGAACCACAUCUUCCUACCUUUGUGUGCGAAACCCUCCAGCAGAGCAACAUGUCUGGGUCAAUUUGGGGGAAUGUUAUACUUUUCUUGGUUUGAAUCUUCAUUCAUAAAUUUGGGGACCCCCUACCUUCUAGAAAAAACAUAUUUCUCUCCUCUCAGAAGGUGGAUUACAGAUAUGGAAUGCUGUAUACAGCGAGUCACAGUUGAUAAGUGUUUGUUUUGCCGAAGUGUUUUUUUUUUUUGUUUGUUUGUUUGAAGGAGGAGUCGGGGAAGGGAGGAAAUGUCACAAGCCAGAG